Messenger RNA from Plasmopara halstedii, 153 nucleotides. RefSeq lists its product as uncharacterized. Bases 1 to 153 code for a protein of 50 amino acids. The transcript has 2 exons. The record is from RefSeq and is a predicted model, not a curated record. NCBI's taxonomy places the organism in Eukaryota, Oomycota, Peronosporomycetes, Peronosporales, Peronosporaceae.
AUGAGUGGAUAUAUAUUGAAAUUGGAUCGAGUUGAGCCUCCACGUUAUCAGCAAUAUUUAAUUGAGUUUCGAUCAACAGCUGAAUUACCCGCUAUCGGUGGGGGCGGUAAGUUUGACUACAUUGUCGCUCAAAUUUUGGAUGCAGAGCCAUAA